UGACCAGCUGUCAUGUUCAAACUAACCUCAGUUUUCUCAUGAGUGCCUCUUUGAAUAACGAAAGGUUUAUUUUCUUCAACAGUUGAGUUUUAAGUUAAAAAAUCAAAAUAUGGAUGUACACGAAGUGUUGCUGAGCACAUGUGAAAACAAUAAACCUUCAGCCAUUAAUUUAUGGGACUACAAAACGACGAAUUCUUUAUUUCAAUAUAGAAAUGGGGGGCCUAUCGGAAGGCAUAUGAUAGCCCAAUUGAAAAAUGAUUACUUGAUUGGUGCACACCCUGAAGAACCCAAGUUAUAUUUGUGGCAACUGAACAGUCAUGACCCUUCGAAGAACAUUCGUCUUAUCUUACCAGAAGUUGCAACAUGUUUGAGUGUAUGCCCUCAUGGAUUGUAUCUUGCCGUAGGAAUCAAGACAAACCUGUACAUUUGGCAUUUACCCUCUGGAAAACUUCUCACGAUACAGAAAAAGAAUGUGCAAAAAAUAACGGUUGUGAAGUUCUCUGCAUGUGGAAGUCUAGUUAUUGUAGGAAGUGAAGAUGGAUCUUUAUCUACAUACAAAUUAGUGCAUCUAGUGAGUUUACAUAAAAAUGAUCUUUCGCAUAGGGAAGUAGGACAAACGGAACCUCUAUAUUCAAGAUCAGAUCAUAAUGGGGCCAUAUUAGAUAUCCAAAUAGGUAGUUUUGCCCUCAGAACUAAGGUGGCAACAUGUUCUUUAGAUCAGACAGUCAAAAUUUAUAAAUUGUCAACAGGAACUUUAAUACAUAAUAUCAUCACAGAACAUCCAGUAUAUUCUUUCAUCGCAGAUUGUAUGUUUCAUAAUGGGUAUAUAGGGUGUUCGAAUGGUGUUCUGCUAACUUUCACUAUACCCACAUCGAAUAACUAUCACUUAACCUCUGAAGAAAUUGAAACCAAGAAUCUGUCGUUAGAAGGUCACACGAAGACAGUGAAAUGUUUAAGUUUGAAUCAAAAGGGCGAUAUUCUAGCUUCAGGUGGAGACGAUGGAACUAUCAUGCUCUGGAAUACUAUCAGUAAAAAACAUGUAUCAUUCAUCAAAUUGAACUCUCCAAUUACAAAUUUGAGAUUCACGGUAAAUCAUCAGAACAUAUGGAGUCAAAAUUUCGAUGUGACCACCGCAGUUGUCGACCUGGAGAUGACUUUCAACUUGAGCAACACCAAUUUUAAAAUAAUGGUGUUGAAUAAUGCCCCUAUUGGAAGUGUAAAGAGGAAAUGGGAGUCGGUGAAAGAGAAGGAAGAAAUAGAAAAGUUGGAGAAAGAAAAUACGAAUUUGAGGGCAACAAAUCAGCAAAUGUAUAAGUUCAUACUAGAUCUUUUAAAAAAUAAAGACGAUAAAAAAUAAA
This is a messenger RNA of Coccinella septempunctata (seven-spotted ladybird), 1358 nucleotides long. Its product is annotated as WD repeat-containing protein 18. Gene Ontology annotation, biological process: rRNA processing; DNA-templated DNA replication. Bases 110 to 1357 code for a protein of 415 amino acids. Gene Ontology annotation, cellular component: nuclear pre-replicative complex. Gene Ontology annotation, molecular function: protein binding. NCBI's taxonomy places the organism in Eukaryota, Metazoa, Arthropoda, Insecta, Coleoptera, Coccinellidae. The record is from RefSeq and is a predicted model, not a curated record. The transcript has a single exon.